This is a messenger RNA of Astrephomene gubernaculifera, 668 nucleotides long. The record is from the annotation of a GenBank genome assembly. Lineage: Eukaryota; Viridiplantae; Chlorophyta; Chlorophyceae; Chlamydomonadales; Astrephomenaceae.
ACCACCUCACAGCAGCAGCCGCUCAUGUCGCCGCUGGUUUCGAGGCCUUCAGGGCCAGCGUCGCUGCCGCAUGUUAGCUGCCCCCUGCGACGUACGUACGAGCAGCUGUGUGGCAGUGAUCCAAAGAUGCGGGCACGGUUGCUAGGAGAUGUAGCAAUUCGCUGGAUAGAGGAACAUGCUUGGCGGGGCCCCUUGGAGCUUCUGUUGGGGCGAGCAGCGCGAGAACUUGGUCUGGACCGUGUUGGACCGCUGGAGGGCCUGAAUGAGCGCCAACAGUCGGACUGGGACAGCAGCCGGCGCAAGGUUUACGGCAAGUUCCUUGCCAUCGCUGAGGCCGCUACAUGCAAGGGGGCAGAAUCCCGACCCACCGACCCACGGGUCACUCCAGCUGCUAUCUCGCGCUUCCAAGAUAUAUCGGCGUAUUUGGCUGAAGGUCUGGCCGCGUACUUGCUGGGCCAAUCGCCUCCGCCGAUUCCGCCUCCAUCGCCGCUGCCUCCAUCGAUGCCUCGGCCGCAGCAGCAGCCGCUGUCGCCGCCUUUACCACGCCCCAACAAUUUUGCGAGCCAGUGCUUUAGUGGCUCUGUAGCAAGAGCGGUACCCAACGCCGCGGCAUUCUCAGCUGCGUUGGAUAGGAGCGGAAGCUGCGGGCUGCGGGAACCAGUGCCGGC